CUGUCCUGCCCCUCAUACCCUGGUCCUCGCUCUCUUUGUGAGCUGUCUGUCUGUGCCUCGAGCUCACCAACACCUGGCUUUUCCUGGGCCCCAGGAGCUCACCCUCCACCCUGUGUGCCCUGCAGGAUGCCGCAGCUGAGCCUGUCCUGGCUGGGACUCGGGCCCGUGGCAGCCUCCCCGUGGCUGCUCCUGCUGCUGGUCGGGGCCUCCUGGCUCCUGGCCCGCGUCCUGGCCUGGACCUCCACCUUCUAUGACAACUGCUGCCGCCUGCGAUGCUUCCCGCAGCCCCCCAAACGGAACUGGUUUUGGGGUCACCUAGGCCUGAUUCGGAGCUCGGAGGAAGGUCUUCUGUACACACAGGACCUGGCGAGGACAUAUGGGGACGUGUGCUGCUGGUGGGUGGGGCCCUGGCAUGCAGUCAUCCGCAUCUUCCACCCCACCUGCAUCAAGCCGGUGCUCUUUGCUCCAGGCUGGGCAUGGAGGGGGAGUGCACACGUCUGGCUGGGGCCCCACCUUGCCUCAAAAGGCCCUCCCCUCCCCCGCUCCAUGGCCCCUGAUGACUUAUCUCUCAUGUCAGCUGCCAUCGCGCCUAAGGACAUGGUCUUCUACAGAUUCCUGAAGCCCUGGCUGGGGGAUGGGCUCCCGCUGAGUGGUGGUGACAAGUGGAGCAGGCACCGCCGCAUGCUGACACCCGCCUUCCACUUCAACAUCCUGAAGUCCUACGUGAGGAUUUUCAAUGACAGUGUGAAUAUCAUGCAUGCCAAGUGGAAGCGCCUGGCCUCGGAGGGCAGUGCCCAUCUGGACAUGUUUGAGCACAUCAGCCUCAUGACCCUCGACAGUCUGCAGAAAUGUGUCUUCAGUUUCGACAGUAACUGCCAAGAGAAGCCUAGUGAAUAUAUUGCUGCCAUCUUGGAGCUCAGUGCCCUUGUGACAAAGCGGCACCAGCAAAUCAUCCUGCACAUGGACUUCCUGUACCACCUCACCACUGAUGGACGGCGCUUCCGUAGGGCCUGCCGCCUGGUGCAUGACUUCACAGAUUCUGUCAUCCAGGAGCGGCGCCGCACCCUCCCUGAUCAGGGUCUUGAUGACCUCCUCAAGGCCAAGGCUAAGGUCAAGACUUUGGACUUCAUCGAUGUGCUCCUGCUGGCUAAGGAUGAAGAUGGGAAGGAACUGUCAGAUGAGGACAUCCGAGCUGAAGCUGACACCUUUAUGUUUGCGGGACAUGACACCACAGCCAGCGGCCUCGCCUGGGUCCUGUACAACCUCGCGAGGCACCCGGAGCACCAGGAGCGGUGCCGGCAGGAGGUGCGAGAGCUCCUGAGGGACCGCGAGCCUAAAGAGAUUGAGUGGGACGACCUGACCCAGUUGCCCUUCCUGACCAUGUGCAUCAAGGAGAGUCUGCGGUUGCAUCCCCCAGUGACAAUGGUCUCCCGCUGCUGCACCCAGGACAUUGUGCUCCCGGAUGGCCGGAUCAUCCCCAAAGGUGUUAUCUGCCUCAUCAGCAUUUUCGGGACCCACCACAACCCAUCCGUGUGGCCAGACCCUGAGGUCUAUGAUCCCUUUCGCUUCGACCCAGAAAACACCAAGGAGAGGUCACCUCUGGCCUUUAUUCCCUUCUCAGCGGGGCCCAGGUGA
Messenger RNA from Equus quagga, 1635 nucleotides. Its product is annotated as cytochrome P450 4F3-like. The record is from RefSeq and is a predicted model, not a curated record. The transcript has 11 exons. Bases 127 to 1635 code for a protein of 502 amino acids. Gene Ontology annotation, molecular function: iron ion binding; monooxygenase activity; heme binding. Lineage: Eukaryota; Metazoa; Chordata; Mammalia; Perissodactyla; Equidae.